Galendromus occidentalis (western predatory mite) is the source of this 1650-nucleotide messenger RNA. RefSeq names its product transmembrane 7 superfamily member 3-like. Gene Ontology annotation, biological process: negative regulation of programmed cell death. Gene Ontology annotation, cellular component: plasma membrane. The transcript has a single exon. Lineage: Eukaryota; Metazoa; Arthropoda; Arachnida; Mesostigmata; Phytoseiidae. The record is from RefSeq and is a predicted model, not a curated record. Bases 1 to 1650 code for a protein of 549 amino acids.
AUGGCAGUGGGGAGCCGUUCCGCAUUGAUUUUGGUGACAGUUUCAUUCGUUUUGUGGGUUUCGGGUGCAAGCGCCGAAGUGCUAUUCAAGAUCAGCGAUUCGAACCGGAGUCCGGCGACGGCCGUCGUCUUGCGACCGAGGGAGAAACAAACGGUCGAAGCCGAAUGCCCGGAUGAAGUUUCAUUCGUGCUCUUCCAAGCCCACACCAAGUACGGAGCCAACGUCACGCUAUCGUACGACGAGUACCCCCGCGGCAACAACAGUCACAGCUCGCGGAACGCCGGUUUGCUCCGGCCGUGCUCGGACGCGAGAGUGUUCCUCAUCAACGAGCAGACCUCCAGAAAUUUGACUGUUCUCUUGAUAGCGGUCGGUUACAGCAAAGUUGACCCCACUCCGGGCGGCUGUAACAUGGAGUUUCCUGUGAGGGUAGCCCCGUACCUCAGACUGAAUCUCUACUCACCAACGGAGAUCAGCAUCGACUUCCAGCACGCCCGCGCAGGCAGCUUGGCCACGGACAAGGCCACUUGCCAGGAGAGUUUUUCCGCGCUCCGUUACGAAAUCUAUCUCUACUACAUGGGUCACAACGAGGACUACCACAAGGCCCUGCAGCUGAUGAGCGAUGCCCACAAGAUUCGCAAACACGCGACCAGAGUCCACGCCACGCUGGAUUCACCGAAAACGAGGAAUAUCUUCGUCGCGUAUCCGCAGAAUCGCGCGAUUUACGGCGUGGUCGUCACGCAGAUCUAUCGCAGUGGGUACUCCACCGCCGCCGCUUACGUGCCCGUAGCGACCCUGGGCUGCGGCGAUUAUCCUUUCUUGGCGGCAUGCCGGACAUCGACGGGUUCGGUGAUAGCGUUGGCCGUUUUUACCGCCAUGGCAUUGUGCAUGGCUCUUGCAGGACACCGUUUCCUCAAGACCCAGAUCGCCUUGGCAGCGUUCGUGCUCAGCCUCCUGGUGUUCGAACCCCUGAUGGACCCCGUUGCGAGCGUGGCCCUGGCCGCAUCCGUCGCAACACUAUUCCUGGGCAUUUGGUUCUUUUUCGGGAUCCCAGUGAUCGCCGUGAUCCCCUCUGGUUUUCUGCUGGGUCUUCUGAUCACGGCGAUAUUCUUCUUCACGCCCGUUGGAAAUCUGUUCAUAUUCAGGUCUGUGUUCGCUUAUCGAACGGUCACGAUUUGCACGAUGUUGAGCAUAACCGCGCUGCUUCUACCCACCACGCAGCUUCUGAGCAUCGUAGCCUCCGCCGUCGUCGGAUCCUUCAGCAGUCUGUACGCUGUGGACAGAGUUUUCCUCCAUUCGACCUUCUCGAAGAUUGUCGACGUUGCCAGGGCCCGCUUCGAGGCAACAACAUCCAUCCAUACUCACAAUCAAGUACCGUUCGCCGUAAUCGACGUCAUUCUCAUCUGUAUAUGGCUCGUCCUUUCGCUGACCGGUAUCGUUGUCCAAUACAAGGAUACUCUCGAAACGGACCGAGAAUUCCCAGUGGCUCCGGUCAAGCUGCUGAAGCGCUACCUCAAGCGCAGAAAACGUGGACGUCUCAUCUGCACUUGUGCUAGCCGGUACGACGACACGUCGUUCCUCAUGAACGACAACGACGACGAAUUACCGUCGCCUGGCUACAGCACUUUCCAUGGACGGAACAUCCUAAUUUAG